UAAUUUAAAAAUUUCUUUUUAUACAUGUGCAUACAUAAAAACACAUUAUGCGCCUUUAUAUUUAUGUGUAAUAUAUCCUCUGUAAAUAAAUAAUACUACAAAAUGAAGAUGAAAGUAAAUAAAAACAUAUUAUUUUUGAUAAAACAUUAAACUUCUUUGGAUGUCCGUUUUAAUGCUGGGGUUUAAAAAAGCUUCGCGUACGCCCUCUUUCAUAAUAAAAUGGAAUUUGACGGACGUGACGCUAGAUCGCGUUUGUUAUUGUUUGUGCAUCGAUGCAAUGUUUGAUAUUUUCGCUCUUGCACAGUACAAUUGCCAUAUAUUUGUGCUAAAACAAUCUUACUUCAUCAAUGAUUUAGCAGCGUCUCAGACUAAUGGAUCCCAACGUCGUGCUGCGCAAGUUCGUGGAUCUGUGUAAUAGUCGACAGAGUGAUCAAAUCUCGCUGUACUUUGCAUCCAAUGGCAUUGUCGAUUGGUAUGGCAGAACACUGAAAGGGCCAAGGAAGAUUACGGACUUCUUCCGCUUCAAUAAUCAGUACAAUCACAAUUUCGCCGAUGGAAAGCAGUGUUCGCCAUUUGAAAGCAGAGAAACCCACAAUUCCACACGACAAAUCCCACCGGAAAACCUUACGGAACCCAGUGAAGAUCGCACUUCUGCAGCGGAUUCCGCCGAGGCGUCGAGUGAUAAUGUGCCAUCCAGCAGCGGCUUCCUGACGCCGCCGCAGCAGAGCGGCGCAAUGCCGCCGCUGCCCGCGCUGACGCAGGGCCGCGUGUUCAGGAAGAUGAGCAGCAGCGACGAUGAGGACGACGGGCUGUGUUCGGUGCGGAAAUUCCAGGCGGAUCUAGAGGAGUCCAGCACGAGUGGUCUGGUGAGCAUGGAGUCGCAGGGCAGUGUUUCGCUAAGCCGAAAGAGGACGGCGAGUGUCGACAGUGAUGUGCCGAAGAAGCGCUUCAAAGAUGCGGACUGUGAUAGUGGUGUCGUCGAGGGCGGUGAUUGCGGGCAACUGACUGAUCUCUACUCGGAACUGAGGCACAUCGAGGCGUUUGGGCGUCUCGAAAUGGUGCGUAGGACUAAACACCGAGGUGUUCACGCGACUCCGUCGACGAGCCACGGCGAUUCGCUCAACUCGUCACACUUUUUGGAGAGAUCGGACGCUUCGCCCGAGGCGACGUCCAGUCAGUGGGUGAAAGAGACGAAGCUGAACAUCUCCUAUCGGUUGCACCGCAAUCAGAGUGAUAUUCAGUUUGCGCUUGUUGUGUAUGAGAAUCUGACCAAGAGACCGACAACCAGGCGAAAUUUGAUCAAUGAAUUCGGCAGUCUCGACGUUGAUAAGACACCGAAAAGUGUAUCGCCGCGAGGAAAGAAGCCUGACAAAGUGAGAAAAUGUGUCACAGCCAAGAAACCACUGAGAUUUUGAACCAAUUUGCCAUUUCGACAUCCUCCAAGAAGGACCAAUUUUCUAAAAUUCAUAAGUAGUUGUAAGAUGAAAUUUUUUCAUAUCUCUAAUUUCGCUAAUGAAAGUCGCUCAGAAAUUUGUCGAAAUUUGACAGAUAUCGUACUAAAAGUGUGUUCUUUUCCGAAAAGAAUAUAAUAAUAACUUUCAAAUUAGGAAUAUUGUUCAAUAAAU
Phlebotomus argentipes is the source of this 1625-nucleotide messenger RNA. RefSeq lists its product as uncharacterized. The coding region runs from base 372 to 1415 and encodes 347 amino acids. The transcript has 3 exons. Lineage: Eukaryota; Metazoa; Arthropoda; Insecta; Diptera; Psychodidae. The record is from RefSeq and is a predicted model, not a curated record.